AUGGCACAAACUGUCCUGUUCCUCCUUCUGCUCAACAUCGCAGCCUGCUGUGGUUUCAGCUUUAAAAGAUGCUCUCAGAACUUCCCCGAUACAGACGUCAUGUGGUGCUGCAACAAGAACAUCGUUGACCUCUCUGAUGUCGUUAGCAUGAUCCCAGAUAACAUAACAACAAUCAACCUGUCCAAGAACAAGAUCACAGUCAUCCCACCAGGAUCAUUCAGCCGGGUGCUUGGGCUCAAACGCUUAGACCUGAGCCAGAACCAGCUGGUCUCUCUGAAAGGGGGAGAAUUCAGAGGCCUGGGUGACCUGGAUUUUCUCAACCUCACCUACAACAACAUCUCACACAUCCACUCCAAUGCCUUUGAUGGGCUCCUCAGGCUAAAAACCCUGCUUCUGAUUAACAACACACUACAAACAAUCUCCCUGAGUAUCUUCAACUCCCUUCCAGAUAUUCAAGAAGUAUAUCUGUCCCUGAACAUGCUCAAGGCUUUCAGCUGUGGGGAAUCUGGUGGAUCCUCCACUCUCCGAAAGCUAGAUCUUUUCGCAAAUAAGAUCCAGAGGUUUAAUGUGAGCUGUUUCCCUGCUCUGGAGCACAUCGUGCUGUCCAACAACACGGAGCUGGAGCUGCAGGCUGAUGCUUUUGCCUCCAACCCCAGGCUGAAGGACCUGCUUUGUCAGGGGGUUAAACCUGAGAUGCUGGCGGCUCUCUCAGCGGAGACAAAGAGGAAUCUCUCUUGGGUGGCAUUUUCUCUGUUCAUAGAGAAAUCUCCAAUGACUAUCUGUGGAUUGUUAAAAGGAAUGGAUAAGCUUAACAAAGUUGAGGUCGACUUGAAAGGAUCCAGGUUUCCUCAGACUAACUCCAGCCUGUUGGACUGCGAUUCUCCACCUGUGGUUUUAAUCGUGGAUGCUAACCUCGGAGACGUUGCCCAGUUGCCGCUGGGAAGAGGAAACACGAGCGAGAUUUAUCUCAUCAACUGUGGGCUUAGACAGAUAUCAAAUACUACAUUUGCUGGUUACAGAAGACUAAAAACUCUGCAGCUGAAUCACAAUAGGCUUGACAUUCAGCGGGACACAUUCAAAGUCCUUACCCACCUCACAUUCUUAAGUUUUGAUUGUAGCAAAGUUCGUGACAUUGACACUAGCUGGUUCAUCACUCUGAAGAAGCUGACUCACCUGUCUCUCGUGAAAAAUGAAAUCACUGAGUUGCCAUCAAAGGCAUUCAGCGCCCUUACUCAACUUCAAGAUCUCAAACUUCGGUGCAACCUGCUUAAGUACAUCACCAAGAAGCCCUUCAGUAACCUGCGGAAGCUAACGAGGCUCAACCUCAGCCAAAACAUCAUUGAUUUCAUCGAAUUUAACACCUUCGAAGACCUGACAGGGCUCUUGUUCCUGGACUUAAGUGGGAAUCGCAUCAUGAGGCUAACACCAGAUAUUCUGUCUGGCCUGAGCAAUUUGAGACAAUUUAUUCUGUACAACAACCGCCUUCAUUUUGAAUCCUAUGAAGCUCCUUUCAUCAACCUUACUUCUCUGAAGUAUGUGGAAAUUAGAUACCAGGGGCCUGGAGGUCGAGGCAUUGGUGUCAUUGGACCGUCCUUCUUCAAAGGUCCAAGUCGACUCAACUCAGUCGCCAUCGGGAACAGCAUCCAUCUAGAAUUCCAUCCGGACGCCUUCCUUCCUCUGGUCAAUUUGGAAUGCUUGCGCAUAACUGGAACGGUUCUGAAAACGACCAACUUGAGUGCAGUGUUGUCCCCUCUGAAAAGGUUAAGGAAGCUGACUCUUGACAGGGCAGACCUUGAUGCUCUGCCAGCCAACCUGCUGCCUCAAGAUAAUUCACUGAAGGUUCUCAAAGUCCAGUCAAACCACCUUCACAGAGUGGACAAAACGUUGCUGGAUGCUCUGCCAAGAUUGCGUGAUUUGGAUAUUUCGGACAACCCACUCACCUGCAGCUGUGAUAACGCCUGGUUCAAGACCUGGGCCAUCCACAACCCUAAUACACAGGUGGCCUACCUGUACGAGAUGCAUUGUGACAAUGACAGGAGCGCUCCCUCCCUGUGGCAGUUUGAUGAUAAAGCCUGUUCGUAUGAACAGGUUUCCUUCUCUCUCUUCAUCGCCUGCUCUGUGGUGGACUUGUUGUUUGUAUGCAUGUGUCUGGCCUGGCACACACAGGGCCCCACUCUGCGCUACCUGCUGCUGAUGCUCAGGGCAAAACUUCGUGGACGUAAGGGGGCAGCAGGGGCCAGAUUCCAGUAUGAUGCAUUCGUUUGCUACAGCUCUAAGGACGAGGCCUGGGUGAUGGGGCAGCUGGUGCCCAAUCUAGAGAUGCCUGCUGCCGGAGCACCAAGGCUCAGGCUGUGCCUCCAUCACAGAGACUUCCGCCCCGGCACUGCAGUUCUGGAGAACAUCGAGACAGCCAUUUACAGCUCUCGCCACACCAUCUGUGUGGUGACACGUCACUUCCUGCGAAGCGAGUGGUGCGCCAUGGAGUUUCAGCUGGCCAGUCUGAGGCUUUUAUCUGAUGGCAGUGAUGUCCUGCUGCUGGUGUUCCUGGAGGAGAUACCUGAACACUGUCUGUCUCCCUACACACGCUUACGCAAGAUUGUACGCAAGAAGACCUACCUGCUGUGGCCUGAGGAACCACAGGAGCAUGGUGCUUUCUGGGUCAGACUGAUAGAUGCUUUAAACGACAAUGAGGAGGAGGAGGAAGAGGGAGGAGGAAGAGGUGGACAACAGGAGUUAGCACGGCUAAUUGGCUAG
Messenger RNA from Centropristis striata (black sea bass), 2754 nucleotides. Its product is annotated as toll-like receptor 13. The record is from RefSeq and is a predicted model, not a curated record. Gene Ontology annotation, biological process: immune response; inflammatory response; toll-like receptor signaling pathway. Gene Ontology annotation, cellular component: membrane. Lineage: Eukaryota; Metazoa; Chordata; Actinopteri; Perciformes; Serranidae. The transcript is spliced from 6 exons. Bases 1 to 2754 code for a protein of 917 amino acids. Gene Ontology annotation, molecular function: protein binding; transmembrane signaling receptor activity.